AUGCUCGCGGCUGAAUGUGCUUUACUUGUUGUCUCGCUUUUGAUCGCCUGUUGCCAUGCUGAAGAAGCAAAGGCAGAAGGUGGCUCUGGAGAUGAAGAGGUUGAAGCAAAAGGUAGAACAUUUGGCUUAAACAGCACCAAUAAUAUGACACAUUUCACCUAUGGAAUUGUGGCAAACUUGGCUGCUAUGCUGCUGUACGGAAGCAACUUUGUUCCAGUUAAACGAGUAGAGACGGGAGAUGGAAUGUUUUUCCAGUGGGUGUAUUGCGCAGCCAUCUGGUCGGUGGCCAUGGUCGGUGACGUGAUGCUCCACUCUCCCAAAUUCUAUCCUUUGGCAAUGCUCGGCGGGGUCAUCUGGGCUACAGGCAGCGUGAUGGCCGUUCCAAUCGUCAAAGCCAUUGGUCUCAGCCUGGGGGUUUUAAUCUGGGGCUCGUCCAGUCUGCUGAUUGGCUGGGCCACUCCAAGGUUCGGCUGGUUCGGCAUUCCUGCUGAGGAUGUCUUGCGACCGAUGUUAAAUUACUGUGGAGUCGGAUUGUGUCUGUUAAGCAGUUUCAUAUUUUUCUUCGUGAAAACCGAUCUGCAGCAGAAUCUCAAUCCUGAAAGUGUACCUUUACUCAUCGACAGGGUCAGUACAUGUUGUUCAUGCUAUGGCCUAUCUUUACCCAAGUUCUGGAUCGAUUCUGUGAGACCCAGCCGCCGACGAUUAAUAGGCUGCCUGUUGGCUAUGGUGUCGGGAGUGUUGUAUGGAUCUUCCUUCACGCCGAUGCUCUACAUAAAGAGCCAUUCAUCGCGCCAUGACAGCAUGUUCCAUGGAGCCAGCCUUUACGACUUGGAUUACGUCUAUGCGCAAUGUUGUGGGAUAUUUGUGGCCAGCACGGUGUAUUUCAUCAUUUAUUGUGUCGCCAUGAAGAGCAGGCCAAGGCUCUACUCCAGGGUAAUUCUCCCAGGGCUUUUUUCUGGAUCGAUGUGGGCAUUGGCCACGUACUGCUGGGUCUUGGCCAACAAUUACUUGAGCGUUGUGGUCACAUGUCCUAUGGUGACGGCGGGAUACAGCCUGGUUGCGGCACUCUGGGGAAGCCUUGUGUUCAAAGAGAUUAAGGGUUUAGUGAACUGCUUAAUCUUCUCCCUGGCAUCCUCCAUGGUAUUAAUGGGCUCCUUGUUGACAGCAAUCUCCAAUCUAUAG
Nerophis lumbriciformis (worm pipefish) is the source of this 1182-nucleotide messenger RNA. The record is from RefSeq and is a predicted model, not a curated record. NCBI's taxonomy places the organism in Eukaryota, Metazoa, Chordata, Actinopteri, Syngnathiformes, Syngnathidae.